AUACACAGAGAGGAAAUUUGAAUACCAUAUGAGCGAGUUGGACAGCUUGGACAUCCGUGUAAGACCAUAUUUACAACAAGUUGGAUACCACAAAUGGUCAAGAUACCACUGCAAAAACAACAGGUAUUCAACUAUGACUUCAAACAUUGCUGAAUCUCUAAAUGCAGCAAACUUGGCAGCUAGAGAGCUACCAAUCACAACACUGAUGGAGUCAUUGAGAGCAUUGAUUCAACAAUGGACAUACACAAACAGGAAAAAAGCACAGAAAACAACAACAUUUUUAACACCUACAGCAGAAAAGAAAUUAGUCGACAACUUUGUGGAAUCAUUGACAGAAAAUGUAAAACCAAUAAACGAGACCAUGUUCGAAGUCAUUGAACUAACCAGAUCAUGGGUCAUCAACCUCAAGGAGAAAACAUGCAGUUGCAACAGAUUCCAACUUGAUGAGUUACCGUGUGCUCAUGCGCUUGCUGUUAUAAAAGAGAUGAACUUGAAUGUUUACAACUACUGUUCGGGUUAUUACACCACGCGAACAUGGCUUGAAACAUACAGCGGCUCAACAUAUCCGGUACACAAUCACACAACUUGGGAUGUGCCACAAAACAUAAAAGAUAUCAUUGUUCUGCCACCAAACCAAAAAAUAAGAUCUGGAAGACCAAGGAAACGAAGGUUUUUAUCUGAAUGGGAUACAAAAAAACAUAACAGGUGCGGCAAAUGUGGACAACACGGACACAAUCGAAAGACAUGCAACAAUCAAGCAAUAAAAUAGAUACAUAUGAAAUAUUUGAAUUGUUUAAUUUUGUGUGCAAAUUCAAACAGGUUGAUCUGUGAUGUUCUAAAUACAUGGGAUUACAUUUUUAUGAAAUUUGAAACAGUUUUUUAAUAGUUUCAAAAUCGUUUUGUUACAGUUGCGACCCUUUGUAAAAUAUUAAGUACCGGAAUGACUUAUUCUUUACAGUUUUAAAGGCAGUCAGUCAAUAAUUGAUAAAACAUAACUUGAAUAAGGGAAAAGAGUUAAUGGAAUACGAAGAAUAAAUAUACAUUCAUAGCACUAUUUAGGAAAAAUGAAAACAUAGUUUGUAUUUAGUUGGUUAAUAGUUUCUCCAUAGUUGUGCGACCGUAUAUAAGAACUUGAACAAUUAAAAAAACACACAACUUUGGGAAAUACAAACCUAUACAAUAAAGAUA
Messenger RNA from Cannabis sativa, 1188 nucleotides. RefSeq lists its product as uncharacterized. The record is from RefSeq and is a predicted model, not a curated record. Gene Ontology annotation, molecular function: zinc ion binding; nucleic acid binding. The transcript is spliced from 2 exons. Lineage: Eukaryota; Viridiplantae; Streptophyta; Magnoliopsida; Rosales; Cannabaceae. The coding region runs from base 29 to 769 and encodes 246 amino acids.